Molecule: messenger RNA, 6470 nt
Organism: Chelonus insularis
Lineage: Eukaryota; Metazoa; Arthropoda; Insecta; Hymenoptera; Braconidae
Gene: Col4a1
Product: Collagen type IV alpha 1
Exons: 21
Coding region: 511-6027 (1838 amino acids)
Biological process (GO): extracellular matrix organization
Cellular component (GO): collagen trimer
Molecular function (GO): extracellular matrix structural constituent conferring tensile strength
Source: RefSeq, a predicted model, not a curated record
GAAAAGAGGCAAAGAAGACUGAGUGAACGAGCCAGCAAGCAUCCAGGCCCGAGUCUGGAUCUGCGACGCGUGCAUAAGGCUCCACACGGCUCACGAGCUAUCAUACUUUCAGACGAUCGGAGUCAACAAUUACGGAAAUAUCGGCGAGUUUAGGACCGUUCGCUGUCUUAACAACCGGAAGUUGCGAAGAAGGAACAGGAAGAAAAACGUCUUUUCACGGUAUUCUAUUUGGCGGAGGAAUUCUAGCUGGCGUGGCUUGCCAGUAGCUCACACGAGUGGCUCACCAGUGGUUCGUGAACCGCCUUCACCUUCCCUCCAGAAACAUUCAUUCAAAGCCCUCCCUGGAUGGGACAAUUCAUACUCUAUUCUACGGUCCCGGCCGCGCGAUAUUUUGUGUCUCUUCUUCUUUCUUUUACCGCGAGGCGCUCUGUCUUAAACAUCCACCCUUGGAGUUAAUAGUUUGUGUGUCAGACUGAAAGGAUCUCCCUAACGCAGGGAGAUUCAUCAGAUAUGACCCGGUUGGCACUGCGAUUCGUCGCAACCGUGGUCUACUUAUCUGUCAUAGUUAGGGGGGAGAGUAAUGAAACAUGGAUACGUUACGGCAGAGUUCACGGACACUCACGAGCUGAUAUAACGCCUCCCGAGGCAGAUAGAAAUUAUCCACAGUAUUGGGAACGACCAGAAGAUGAACUCAGAAGGAAUGCUUCAUACUAUGAUCGAAGAGAUCGAUUUGAUGACCCUAGAAGGAAUGGUUCUUAUGAUGAUCGUCGGACGGAUGGAGAUUAUUCAUAUGGAUAUGACAGUAAUGUAGGGUCAGGAUAUCCUUCCAGCUACUCAGCUGUUCCAAUUCCUGGCUAUGGUCCACCUAAAAAUUGUACUGGAAGUGGUUGUUGUACACCCAAAUGUUUUGCUGAGAAAGGUUCGAGGGGUCCACCUGGUAUCAUGGGACCUCAAGGGCCCAAAGGACAAAGGGGUUUCCCCGGAACUGAAGGACUCUUAGGACCGAAAGGAGAAAAAGGUGGUCCAGGACCUCAAGGACCAAGAGGACCUAAAGGAGAUCGAGGAAAAAUAGGAAUGCCUGGAUUUCCAGGUAUUGAUGGUAUUCCAGGAGUUCAAGGACCUCCCGGAUCUCCUGGUCUUCCCGGACGAGAUGGUUGUAAUGGAACAGAUGGUGAACCCGGUCGCCCUGGAGUCCCUGGUGAGCCAGGACCUCGCGGUAUGCGAGGUUUACCUGGUCCCAAAGGAAACAAAGGUCAACCAGCAUACGCUGGCAAUUUUCCAAUCGGUCAAAAAGGAGAACCUGGUAUUGAUGGAGUGCGUGGACCUCCAGGACCACCUGGACCUCAAGGUGAACGAGGUCCAAUUGGUCCGAAAGGUGACCGUGGUCCUUAUGGUCAACCUGGUCCACAAGGUUUGAAGGGAGAAAAAGGUAACAUGGGUCUAGGAUUUGAAGGAACAAAAGGAGAUAAAGGUAGAAAAGGUGAACCUGGUCCACCGGGUAUUCCUGCACCUAUAGUUCCAUUAGAAGGAUCACAGCAUACAAUAGGACCUGCUGGAGAACCAGGGCAGAAAGGAGACAAAGGUGAGCAAGGAUAUGAUGGACCAAAAGGAGAACCGGGAUUCAUGGGAGACUCUGGUAUACCUGGUGCGCCGGGUGGGAAAGGAGAAAAAGGUCUUCCAGGAGCUCCUGGUGUUCGAGGUAGAGAUGGAUUUUCAGGACCACCAGGACCUCCAGGACGUAAAGGUGACCGUGGUAUUGAUGGAUUAGAUGGACUUCCUGGUCGUGCAGGAAAAAAAGGAGAACCAGGAAGAGAUGGACCCAUGGGUGUACCAGGCUUGAGAGGACCACCAGGACCUCCAGGUGGUGGCAAAGGACAACCAGGUCCUCCAGGAGAAAAAGGACCUCGAGGUUUUCCAGGACCUGUUGGACCACGUGGAUCUGAUGGUUACCCUGGGGAACCUGGACCACGAGGACCAGUCGGUCUUCAAGGAGGGCCUGGAUUGCCGGGAACUCCCGGAGCUGAAGGUUUACCCGGAGAGAAAGGCAGUAAGGGAGAGCCAGGAUUGACUGGUUUUCCUGGUGAGAUAGGACCUCGCGGAUUCGAUGGACCACCAGGACCUCCUGGCCCCAGAGGACCACAGGGAGAAAAAGGACUUUCGAUUGUAGGACCGAAAGGUAUGGAUGGAACACCAGGUAUAGAUGGAGAGAAAGGACAGAAAGGAGAACGCGGUUAUGCUGGAGUGCGAGGUCGUCCAGGAGAUUCUUUAGACGGUAUUCCCGGAGCACCCGGUGCUCCUGGAUUGCCUGGUGAGCAAGGACCACCGGGACGAGAUGGAAUUCCUGGUUUACCUGGUGAGCCUGGUGAAAAAGGUGACAUUGGUGGACGGUGUCAAGAUUGUUUACCUGGACUUAGAGGAGAAAAAGGAGAUAGAGGAUUCGAUGGAGCUCCAGGAUUACCAGGGCCUCGUGGACCCCCAGGAGAAAGAGGUUUUCCUGGUGAGGCUGGGGCUGAUGGUCUCCCAGGUCCGAUCGGACCUCCUGGUCCUCCUGGAAAAGAUGGAAUACCGGGUAGUGCCGGACCUCAAGGAACACCAGGAUCACCAGCGUUUAUAACAGAGAGUAUGUUAACAUUUGAGAAAGGUGAUAAAGGAUUACGUGGAGAACCUGGACGACCCGGACCUCCUGGACCUCAAGGUUUGCCGGGAGAUAAAGGAAGACCGGGAUUAGAAGGAUUCCCAGGUCUAAAAGGUGAACCCGGAGAUCGUGGUUUCCCUGGUCAAGAUGGAACUCCUGGUCGACCAGGUAUUCCUGGAUAUAAAGGAGAUAAAGGAGCAAGUAUAAAAGGAGAACCCGGAGAGCCAGGACGUCCCGGUCAUCCAGGACAAAAAGGAGAACCUGGAUUCUAUGGUCCUAAAGGAGAACCUGGUCUAUGUCCGGCUAUGAAUAUUGAAGAAGGAUUUAAAGGUGACCGUGGAGCACCUGGUGAAAAAGGAGAACCAGGACCUCCAGGACGUGAUGGAAUACCGGGUGAUAAAGGAUUACAAGGAUUUUCGGGACCACCUGGUGCACCUGGACCUAUUGGAGCUCCAGGACCAGUUGGUCCUCGAGGUUUACCAGGUCCUCGUGGUGAUAAGGGAGAUCUUGGACCUAUGGGCUUCCCUGGUGAGCCAGGUUUAGAAGGACCUCGUGGUUUCCCUGGUAUUCCAGGACAAAGAGGAGAAAAAGGAGAGCCUGGUUUAUCACUUAAAGGAAAUCCAGGAUUGACUGGACCUCCAGGAGAGAAAGGAGAGCGUGGAUUACCCGGACCUGUCGGCAAAGAUGGACAACCAGGAUAUCCCGGGUUAGCUGGAUUUACUGGAGAAAAAGGAGAUAUUGGUAACCCUGGAAUAAAUGGAUUACCUGGUGCCCCCGGGGAAAAAGGAGAUACUGGACCAAUUGGACCACCUGGUCCUCCCGGAGUUCCAGGUACACCAGGAUUUAAUGGAGCUAAAGGAGAACCAGGUUUAACUGGUGAACCCGGUCGACCUGGCUUACCUGGAUUCCCAGGACUUAAAGGAGAUAAAGGAGAAACUGGUAUAGAUGGUCUUAAAGGAUAUCCAGGCCGAAGAGGUUUACCUGGAGUUGCUGGACAGCCUGGUCUUGCUGGUGAGCCAGGUUUGAAAGGAGAACGAGGAGAAAAAGGUGCGACAGGAUUCCCGGGAUUGCCUGGAAUGGAAGGUAAACCUGGUCCAAUGGGUAUACCGGGUGAAAAAGGCGAUCGUGGAUUUGAUGGACCACCAGGAUUACCAGGACCUAUUGGAUAUGAAGGUGUGAAAGGAGAUCGAGGACUCCCUGGACUCCCAGGUCACAAAGGUGAACCUGGGCAAGUAUCUGAAAAAGGACAAAAAGGAGAACCUGGAAUGCCAGGAAUUAGAGGACCACCUGGAGUUCCAGGUAGAGAUGGAGUUGAUGGAGAAAAAGGUGAAGCUGGAAGACCAGGACUUGCACGUGACGGAUUACCAGGUCUUAAGGGUGAGCCAGGUUUGCCUGGAUUAGAUGGUCUUCCUGGUCCGCAAGGUCCAAAAGGUGAUAUGGGUGUUCGUGGAUUCCCAGGACUUAAGGGAGAUGUAGGCUUCCCAGGUCUUACCGGAGAACCAGGUAGACCAGGACUUGAUGGACUUCCUGGUCCAGUCGGUGAUAUAGGACCUCCUGGACCACCUGGAUUCCCAGGUCUUGAUGGUGAAAUGGGAUCACCUGGUCGUCCUGGUUUAGAUGGUGCUAAAGGAGAAAGGGGACCUCCAGGACUUGAAGGAUUGCCAGGAGUUUCUGGUCCUCCCGGAGAAAAAGGUGAUCGAGGACCACCGGGAUUAUUAGUGAACAUUAAAGGAGAAAAAGGUGAGCCUGGUCCAGUCGGAUUCCCAGGUGUUGACGGCGAGAAAGGUGAUCGUGGAUAUGAAGGACAACCUGGAUUUGAUGGAGAGAAGGGUGAUAGAGGAAUGCCUGGACCUAUGGGUAAUCCUGGAUUACCAGGACCACCAGGUCCUAAAGGUGAUCAAGGACCUCCAGGCUUACCUGGUCUUCCAGGUGCAACUGUUAAAGGUGAAAAAGGUCUUCCAGGUUUAUUAGGAAAACAUGGACGUGAUGGAUUCCCUGGUACACCUGGAGUCAAAGGAGAACCUGGAUUCCCAGGAUUACCAGGACAUAAAGGAGAUCCAGGUCCAUGGGGACCAGUAGGAGCCCCAGGAGAAAAAGGAGAACCUGGUAUGAUAGGUCCUGAAGGACCUCCAGGACGGGCUGGAGAACCAGGAUUUGAAGGUCAACCUGGUCUUCCCGGAGAACGAGGUCCAAAGGGAGAUCAAGGACCACCAGGAUUAAUCGGUGGUCCUGGUCAAAAAGGUGACCGUGGUCUUUCUGGUCCAGCUGGUUUAGACGGUAUACCAGGAGAAAAAGGUGAUCGAGGUUUUGAUGGUUUACCGGGAGAACCGGGUAUUCCUGGAGAGAAGGGAGACAGAGGAUAUCCCGGACCAUUAGGAUUAAAAGGUGCUAUAGGAUAUGUUGGUAUUAAGGGAGAGAAAGGUGACGAUUGUCUUGAGCCACCGAUGGGACCAAAAGGAGAUCGAGGAUUCCCAGGAGAACCCGGUGCACCUGGAAUCCCCGGAGAAAAAGGAAUGCCAGGAUCUCCAGGUUUCCCCGGCACACCAGGAAUAAAAGGAUUGCCAGGCUACCCUGGACCACCAGGUCCUGCUGGACGACCUGGAUUAGAAGGUCCAAUUGGUCCACCGGGACUUGAAGGCUUACAAGGACCUCCUGGAUAUCCGGGACCAAAAGGAGAAGCUGGUUUACCUUGUGAACAAUCUCCAGAUUACCUUACGGGCAUUUUAUUAGUUCGACACAGUCAAAGUCAGAGUGUUCCAGUUUGUGAACCAGGACAUAUUAAAUUAUGGGAAGGAUACAGUUUACUCUACACAGAUGGAGAUGAAAGAGCACAUUCUCAAGAUCUUGGUUAUGCCGGCUCGUGCGUACGGAAAUUCUCCACUAUGCCUUUCCUCUUCUGCGAUGUUAACAACGUGUGUCAUUAUGCCAGCCGUAACGACCGUUCUUACUGGCUAUCAACCAAUAGUCCUAUUCCAAUGAUGCCUGUUGAAGAAUCGGCAAUAGAGGAAUACAUUUCUAGGUGUGUUGUUUGUGAAGUUCCUGCAAAUGUUCUUGCAAUUCACAGUCAAUCGUUAAGCAUUCCUGAAUGUCCAAAUGGAUGGUCUGGUCUAUGGAUUGGAUACAGUUUUGUUAUGCACACUGGUGCUGGAUCUCAAGGUGGUGGUCAAUCACUAUCAAGUCCUGGUUCAUGCUUAGAAGAUUUCCGUGCAACUCCUUUCAUCGAAUGUAACGGUGCUAAAGGACAUUGUCAUUAUUAUGCAAAUGAAUUUAGCUUUUGGAUGGCAACAAUUGAAGACAGACAACAAUUCCAAAAACCUGAGAAACAAACAUUGAAAGCUGGAAAUUUGAGAUCCCGAAUAAGUCGAUGUCAAGUUUGUAUAAAAAAUACGUAAAAUAUAAACAAUUCAAUAUUUGACUUAUCAAACGACAUUAUUAAUAAUAAUAAUGAAUAAUAUACUAAAAAAUGGGACGAGAAAGAUAAACAAUAUAUGAAUCGAGGACCUUACGUGACUGUUUAACGUUGAUUGUGUUCAAUAAAAUUCUUUUUUUUUCAAUUUAUCAUCGUUAUUCCAUUUAAAACUUAAUUACAUGAAGAGAAUAUUGAAGAUAGUCUUUUUAUUCAUAUAAGCUUUAUUUGUUGAGUAACACCUUAAGAUUUCCUUUUUUUGUAAAUCUUUUUCAAUUUUUUAUAUGUUACAAUAAUCCUAUAUGAAUCGAAUCUUCAUUUAAUUUCCUCUUCUUUUGUCCCAUAAAUUUCUUUGUCGCGAAAUUAUAUCAUAUAAUGAUAAAAAUUAAGUAUCUAGUAUAUUACUUAGCAUGUAAAAAAAUAUAUUAA